This is a messenger RNA of Zeugodacus cucurbitae (melon fly), 1271 nucleotides long. RefSeq names its product WW domain-binding protein 11-like. Lineage: Eukaryota; Metazoa; Arthropoda; Insecta; Diptera; Tephritidae. The coding region runs from base 101 to 1207 and encodes 368 amino acids. The transcript has 2 exons. The record is from RefSeq and is a predicted model, not a curated record.
GAAUUGAACAGUCGAAACUGUUAUUUCGUUCUUAAUUUAAAAUCAAUAUAUAUAUAUAUAUAUAUAUAUAUAUAUAUAAAUCUUCGGUGGUGAGCAAUCAAUGAUGAAGCUCAUCUGGUCACGUUUAUUACCCGUGUUGCUACUGAUCACAGUAGUGGCACUGGACACUGUUGUUGCGCGAGAUAUUGACUAUGGCGCCAAUAACGGUAGAUAUAGAGUUUUUCGGAAACAUCACCGUUCAAUCGCUAGAGAUGAGGAUGAUAUUUUGCCUUCCGCUCGUUUUGCGUCACCUGAUUUUUUCAACAGAUUCAUAGCGUUAAAGGGUCAACCGCAAGCCCCACCAUGUCCAGAUGUUGAUUACACUGAUUCGGAGGAAUUGCCGCCAGAUGAUAUUAUAAUUAAUAUACCAACUAAUCUUUUUCCUCCUGAUGAUGAUGACUUACUGACCCCAACAUUAGGACCACCUCCAGCAACACCUCCAGCAACACCUCCAGCAACACCUCCAGCAACACCUCCAGCAACACCUCCAGCAACACCACCAGCAACACCUCCAGCAACACCUCCAGCAACACCUCCCGCCACACCUCCAGCAACACCACCACCUCCACCUCCUCCACCACCUCCUCCAACACGUCGUCCACCAGUUGGUAAUCCAAUUUAUAUCGGAUUCAAUAGCGACGAUGAAUAUGAUGAAGAUGAUUAUGACUAUACCAACAACGACAAUUAUAGUGAUAAUGAGGACGACGACGAUGACGACGACGACGAUGAUGACGGCAACGACAGCUACAGCGAGGCCAAUCGUGACGAUAACGAUGAUGAAGAUGAUGUUGCAACAAUCAGUGCUGGGCGUCGUUUAUUACCACGUGGACAAUUCGGUGCCGGUCAUGUAAGCUCGGUUAGCCAGCCAGAAUCAUCCUUAGAAGUCCAGGACAAUGCUCUCAUUGACAAUAAUUUCGGCAGAGCAGCACGCGAUCAACAAUCGGAUUAUCAACGACGACGAAAUCUUAUUCGGCGUCGUCGUUUGCAACGUAGGCGCGCAGCCAGGCAGCGUAGACGUCGUCAACAAAGGCUCCGUCAACAAAUAAAGAGAUUAAAUGGUAGAAGGCGUUUUAUACGACGACACUAUCACAGAGGCAAUAGCGGUGUACGACGACGAGGCUCAAGACGUAGACCAAAUCGUCGCAUUCUUUUAAAUGCAAAGAAGUGAACAAAAAAAUAUACAUCUCGAUAGAAUUGGAAAAAGUAAAAAAUAAACGAUAUUAACUUGUAUU